AUGUACGUCAUCAAGUCUUCCUCGUUGGCUGUCCUAGCGACUCUAGUCACUAUGUGUUGUGGUCACAUCGGUGGCAGCCAACUUCUGCUUCAAGAUGUCAGCCCCCAGGUCUAUUGUGGCAGAACCCUCGCCAGAGUUCUGGCGAUGUUGUGUUACGAUGAAGUUCCCAAUGAAAAAAGAUCCGAAUCCGGAACUAUGUAUAAUUCUCUGCUAACACCGUAUUACAAAGAUCAGGAGAACCAAAUUGGCUGGCCGUGGAUUCCACCCCAAAAAGCCAGGAGCAUGGCCAUGUCCCGAGGGAAACGUUUCGUGGUUAGCGAAUGCUGCGAUAAAGCUUGCAGCAUCAGCGAAUUAAUGUCCUACUGUUAG
Danaus chrysippus (African queen) is the source of this 369-nucleotide messenger RNA. The record is from the annotation of a GenBank genome assembly. Lineage: Eukaryota; Metazoa; Arthropoda; Insecta; Lepidoptera; Nymphalidae.